Molecule: messenger RNA, 1671 nt
Organism: Aegilops tauschii subsp. strangulata
Lineage: Eukaryota; Viridiplantae; Streptophyta; Magnoliopsida; Poales; Poaceae
Source: RefSeq, a predicted model, not a curated record
AUGAAUAUGGAUUUGAACUUGAUGCCUCAAGAGGAAGAAUAUGAAACCAUUGAUUUGAACUUGAUGCCUCAAGAGGAAGACGAUGAAGGUAUUAAUUUGAAUUGGAUCCCUGAAAAGGAGGAACCUCAAGUGGCAGAGAAUGUGGCUAUGGAUUUGAACUUGAUGCCUCAAGAGGAAGACGAUGAAGAUAUGAAUUGGAUGCCUCAAGAAGAUGAAGGGAAAGAGGAUGAAGCUCAAGAGGAAGAGGAUGAAGUUAUGAAUUGGAUACUUCAAGAGAAGAGAAGAGAAUUGUCAGAUAAGGAGAGGCAUGGUGUUUACUUUGCCUUGCUGGUAAUCGAGCUCAAAGAUGGGUCUGUUCAACCAGACGACAAGCUGCUAGUCUCAAACCUGUUGGACAUAAGUGUACGAUCUGUUGAAAGAAUCUGGGAAGAGGCUAAAAAGCAAAUUGCCGAUGGCAAAGAAGUAGAUGUCUCAAGCAAGAAGCCAGGAAGAUCAGGCCGAAAGAGAAAGGAGCUGGAUCUAGAGAGGACCUCAACAAUCCCACUGAAUAAAAGAAGAAAAAUUCGAUCUCUGGCACGGUCUCUAGGUGUGGCCCGAUCGACCCUACAUAAGAGGUUCCAGUUGAAUGAGCUCAACCGCAUCACAAGCACUGUGAAGCCUCACCUCAAGCUAGAGAACAAGCUUGCGAGAUUGAAAUUUUGUAUGUCCAUGGUCGAUGACAAUUCGAUCUCAACUUCUCGGGCUAUGUUAAAACCAAUGACGAACAUGGUUCACAUCGAUGAGAAGUGGUUCGACAUGACGAGAGUGAAGAAUAGUUACUAUGUACUUCUAGGAGAACCUGAACCGAAGCGCACCGUGUCAAACACUCAUAGCAUUGGGAAGGUAAUGUUCCUAACAGCUGUUGCCAGGCCUCGAUAUAACAAUGAGGGGGAGCUAACAUUCGAUGGGAAGAUCGGCAUUUGGGCAUUCGUCGAAGAGACUGAGGCGAAGUGGACAAGUCAGAACAGAACAAAGGGAACAAAAGUGUUGACAUCAGUGAAAGUAACCAGGCCUGUGUGCAGAGAUUAUCUAAUCAAUAAGGUUAUCCCGGCAAUUCAGGAUAAGUGGCCUGACGAUGAUGAGGGAGCAACAAUAUUCAUCCAAAAGGAUAACGCAAAGCCUCAUGUCCUUCCCAAUGAUGUAGCUUUUCGAGAAGUUGUGGAACAAACUGAUCUUGACAUCCGAUUGCUACAACAGCCCCCAAAUAGCCCUGAGUUAAAUUGUUUGGACCUCUGCUUCCAUAAAUCUCUCCAGUCUCUAACCGACUGCAGGUCACCUACAAACAUCCAGGAACUGGUACAGGGUGUGGAAGAGGAAUUCGAGAACUACGAUCCCGACAAGUUGCACAGAAGCUUUAUCACAUUAGAAGCAGUUAUGUUUGAAGUUAUGAAAGACAAAGGAGGAAAUCAAUAUAAGUUGCCCCACUUGCACAAGGAUCGCGUUCAGAAUGCUGGAAUGGAAAUAACCGGUGUAUAUUGCGACAGUCGGGUAGUUGUUGAUACUAGGGCCCUUAUAGAAGAAAUGGAAAUUGCAAUAGGAAGAGAAAAUGAAAGGAAAGAAUUAGCUAGAGAAGGUAAAAGAAAGAAAAGUAAAGGGAAGGGAAGGGAAGAAGUGGCCAGAGAAAGAAUGUAG